UUGUGUUGUUGUUGGUCGCGGUAAGAUGGCGGCGAUCGGGGAUGGAUCAGCUCCGGCGGUGAAUGGGUUAAUACAACAGUUCAUAGCGAUUACAGGUGCCACAGAGAGUGUGGGGAAGCAUAUGCUCGAAGCAUGCAACAACAAUCUAGAAAUGGCAGUGACCAUGUUCCUGGAUGGAGGGGGGAUCGCAGAGGAGCCCAGCACCAGCUCCAGCUCAGCAGGGGCCUCCAGCAGCAGAGCUCCCCCCGCAGAUGACCAAGUGCGGGCGCCCAUCCCUCAGAAGCAGGACAUACUGGUAGAGCCAGAGCCUAUGUUUGGAGCACCAAAGCGACGAAGACCUGCCCGGUCCAUAUUUGACGGUUUUAGGGACUUCCAAACAGAAACAAUCCGCCAGGAGCAGGAGCUGAGGAACGGCAGUGCGGUGGAUAAGAAGCUCAGCACCCUGGCGGACCUGUUCCGGCCCCCCGUUGAGCUCAUGCACAAAGGCAGCUUUGAGACGGCGAAGGACUGUGGUCAGCUGGAGAACAAGUGGCUGAUGAUCAACAUCCAGAAUGUGCAGGACUUUGCCUGCCAGUGUCUCAACAGAGACGUGUGGAGCAACGACGCGGUCCGGACCAUCAUCAGGGAGCACUUCAUAUUCUGGCAGGUGUACCAUGACAGUGAAGAGGGCCAGAGGUAUAUCCAGUUCUACAAGCUCAAUAAGUUUCCCUAUAUCUCCAUUUUGGACCCCCGCACAGGUCAGAAGAUGGUGGAGUGGAACCAGUUGGACGUUGCGUCGUUUCUGGAACAGGUGACAGGCUUCUUGACGGAACAUGGCCAGCUAGACGGCCCAGCGUCCAGCCACCCGCCCCCGGCCAAACGGGCCCGCUCCGAAAGUCUGAUAGACGCCAGUGAGGACAGCCAGUUGGAGGCAGCCAUCAAAGCCUCUCUCCAGGAGACCCACUAUGAGUCGUCCUCCGCCCCCGACCUCCCCGACUCCCCCCACUCUGUAGAGGCAGACACGGAUGGAGACUCAGACGCGGAGCCCUUCUCCGACAGCGAGGGCCUCAUCUCUGUCGACGGCUCGGACAACGAGACAACAGAACCCCAGGAGGGCAGCUCCUGCUCCACGGGCGGAGACACCCCUCCUGGACCAGCCCCUCCCACAUCCGCAGCUGUAGCCCCCCAGCCCCCGCCACAGCCGGACAGCCCACCUGCCCGUCACAGGAAGUCCCCCCACAAAGAGAACAGCCACAGGAAAGAGGAGAGCAAAAAGAACCACCUGGAGCCUCUGGCGGCUGCGCCGGCCCGCUCCCAGGCCGACCCAGACUCAGAGCAUCGUUCUGAGGGGAACCAUCGCACCUCAACGGGCCAAAGCUCCAAAUCUGUUAAGACGGAAACCUCCGACCUCGACUGCCUUGAUGACAAUGGUCCCAAGGCCAGACUGAUGCUGCGCUAUCCAGACGGACAGAGAGAGCAGAUCGCCCUGUCGUCCAAGGCCAAGCUUAUGGCUCUGGUUAGACAUGUCCAGUCGAAGGGCUACCCCAACGAACGCUUCGAGCUCGUCACCAACUUCCCCCGACGGAAGCUGGCCCACUUGGACUAUGACGUCACACUGCAGGAGGCGGGUCUUUGUCCACAGGAGACUGUAUUUGUGCAGGAACGGAACUAAGCCAUGCAUUUUCUAUCUUCAGACCACGCCCAUUUCACCAGUUACCCGGGAGGACGUUACAGGCCGCUACUCCUGGGCUUUUUUUAUUUUGGAAUUAGACCAUGCUCCUAUUUGGGGACACUGAACUGUGGAUGAACUUCAUUACCCAUCAUUCCACUGGGAGGAAGUGACUGGCCUGUGUACUCUUUUUAGUAGGCAUUGUUGUUCAUCGUCAAUUACCGAAUGGAUUCUAUUCUGAUUUUAGUUUUAUUCUGAGGUAAUAAACCAAUCGGAGUAGAACACCUUAAUGAUACUGUUAGAAAUAAGCUGAGGCCCCCAAAUAAUGAUCAGAGCUGGCAUCAGAGUUGGCUCAGGAAAACGUUACAGACUAUUAUCCCUAAAGGAUGUCAAAUGUCAGAUAUUUUUUUUGAAGUUAAUACUUAUUUUUUGAUUCAUGAACACCUACAGCCAGGUAAAGGAGCAACUUGAACUCUGAUUGGUCCCAAAUUUGCUCUUUUACGUGUUGAUUGGGUGAGGAGGGGACUUUGACUACAGGAAUCGAUGGAGAGGGGUGUAGGGUCGUUCAAGGGAUUCUUUUUUUUGGGGGGGGGGUCCUCAACUGUCAGCCUGCACUACAGGAGUGGUGUAGUGAUUGACAUUUAGUCUUAGUGGAUAUAUCAUUUUUUUAAAUAUUUUUUUUUUCUACCCCAUUUCCAAGAAAAGAUGCUGAAAUAUAAUCAUAAAAACAAAGGGAAACUUG
Messenger RNA from Salmo salar (Atlantic salmon), 2390 nucleotides. Its product is annotated as UBX domain-containing protein 7. Gene Ontology annotation, cellular component: nucleus. Gene Ontology annotation, biological process: proteasome-mediated ubiquitin-dependent protein catabolic process. Lineage: Eukaryota; Metazoa; Chordata; Actinopteri; Salmoniformes; Salmonidae. The record is from RefSeq and is a predicted model, not a curated record. Gene Ontology annotation, molecular function: ubiquitin binding.